CGCCUUCCCAAGGAUGCUGUCGUCGGUUGUCACGCAUGCAACGCACCAAUGAGGAAGCUCGAAUCAGCUGGUGUCGGGCGACUGCCGAGCCUAGGAGUACGCAUUGUUUGAAGGAGCGUUCGUUCUUGUUUAUAUGCAAAUCAUCGCGUGAGUGUGUUUCACUGGUGAUGUUGGCAGUUGUGUGCGCUUCUCCCGCCGGCACCAGUGUACUGAGAUGCGGCUUUACAAACACCAUCGCCCGGUCUGACUUGAAGCGAGGCCAAGUGUGCCCCGUUGCUGGGACACGUUCUGUACUUUAGAUUGCACAGGUCUGGUGUUCCAGUGGAGAGGCAUGGCUCGGGAGCCCGUCAUUCUCAAUGUCUAUGACAUGUACUGGAUCAAUGAAUACACGGCUCCUAUUGGCCUCGGGGUAUUCCACACGGGUGUAGAAAUUUACGGAACAGAAUACGCGUACGGAGGUCACCCUUUCCCGUUCUCGGGAAUCUUCGAAAUCCCGCCAAAAUUUGCCACCGACCUCGGAGACCAGUUCAAGUACAAGCAGAGCAUUCUGGUGGGCCACACGGACUUCAACCAGGUAGACGUGCGAAAGAUUGUCGAGGAGCUGGGAAACGAGUACCGUGGGGACCGAUACCACCUGAUGAACAAGAACUGCAACCACUUCUCGGGCGCCCUUACCAAGAUCUUGUGCGGUGAAGAGAUCCCGGCCUGGGUGAACCGACUGGCGUACUUCAGUUCCUGUGUGCCUUUCCUCCAGCGCUGCCUGCCCCGAGAGUGGCUGACACCCAUCGCACUACAGGCCAGCAUCCAAGAGGGCAGCACCUCUAGGGUCCACAGUCCCUCAUCCACUCACCCACCAUCACCACCGUCUCCACCAAAUCCCCCACGGUCUUCGCAGAGGCGCGUGCCUCGGAUCUGACACGUGGCCCCCGACUCUAUGAAAAUGUCACAGACACUACCUUCUUCCCUCCGUCAUCCGGCUCCUCUGUUGCAAAGCGUGGCACUAUUGAAGUUGUUUGUCUGCUGGUGAGAGGUGGCCUAGGUGUGGCUGUGGCAUUUGCUGUGAAAUCAAAUGUGAAAGAAAAGAAAAACAAGCAAACCUGGUUGUUGAAGCCCAAGACAUGGUCAUUCGUCGUGACUGACAACACGUAGCGCCGGCCACCUGGCGUCCUCUGGUGCUGCACGCCUGUUGUGCCAUUCAUCUAUUGUGAAAACGAAUCCCUGUGUGACACUCCCGAAAGCCUCGUGUUGAUUGUGCGUGCACAUGUGUUGAUGAACCUGCUAUGUUUACACUCGGCAGCGUACUGCGGAAACUAAAGUUGUCGCCGACUCCCUUGAGGAAAGCUGCACAUUCAACGAAAACCCAAGGCCACGUUGCAGCGAGCCGGCCACCUUUGACAAGCUGCGACGAACUUGUCUUGUCAGCGAGUGCUUUGAUUGCCGACCAGUGUUAUCCGAUGCGUGGCAGGCUCGACGGUGAUUCCUCUACCCAGCUCAAGUGUGAUACGGCAGAUCGCACGUUUUUGAAACUUAAGAAUUUCAAGAUUAAGUUGCCUUGAAAGUGCUCGAGUGAAGUUUUGGGCAUUUUGCAGCUGUCAUUGUGGCAGCAAAAUUUUUUCUAUAUAGCCGUAUAGCAGCAUGUAUUCUCAUACUUUCUAUUUCUUUCCCACGAUUGUACUAAUAAUGUAGCGCUUCGUUUUAUGCCAAAUCUCGCGUAUGCAUUGACAUUUUUAGUCUGGCUUAUUCUUUCGGCCAUUCUUUUUAGUGCUGUGGGCGCGUUUCUGCAUUUAAUAUUUUUUUUAUGUCUCGAGUCUCGCGCACUGCAUCGUCUCACUCUACCACAGUGGGCAGUCAGUAGCUCUCUCUGCCAAGUUCUGUGGUGCGUUCAUUCGCCCUAAGUGCACCACGUAGCUUGGUGGUUGCUACAAGUCACGACUGUGGUCUCUCGUUACGCAAAGCAUGAGCCAUAGACUUUUUGCUGCGGUUAUGCUAUUUUUUGCGAGACCAAAGUAUCGAGUGAUGGACAACAGGUAUUUCUUGCUGCUCUAUAUGCUAUGUAAUGCCCUUUUUUGUUUGCAAGUCGUGUCGACCAAUCCUCAAUACCUUGCCGGUCUUAUAUAAACUAAUGAGACCGGUCUCUUCAGUGUUGUUAAUGUUGCAUGUCGCAUUGUGUGUAUUUUUGUAACAAACUUUAUACAAAUUGUGUCAUAGUUUCUAAAGGCUUCGUGGUUUUUUAUUGUGCUCGUUAGGUACUUCAUUUCAUUGAGUCAGUUUUAACAUCAAUUAGUGCCUUGGUGACGACAAAUUUCAACUUGAAUACUCUAAAUAUGCUCUUCAACUUGCAACUGUUCAGUAGCAUCAGGGUCACGUCCCGAAAGUAUUUGGAGACUACGUAAUGAAUGCAAAGAAACCUAGCUACAGUGGUAGACUACGAUCCCGAACAUUUUUGAUCUUCAGUAACUAUGGGCCUACAAGGUCACACGUCACUUCAAAUAGCAGUUGGAGACAAGGUGCAUACUGUGAAACCAAAAAGAAUGGGCUGAGUGUAUCAUCAGCCCUCUCGCACUGCUGAAAGGACUCUGCGCUGCCCUGGGGAUUUAGAGGCCAUGCUUUUCCGAAUGCAAGCAACCUGGCUUCACGAAUUGGGCGCAAAGGGUGCCUUAUCGACAUCUUGUAUUGAAAAAGGCUGUAUGAAAGAAAGCUCGAGUUGUAAAGGCUGCUAAAAUUCAUCCGACUUUCCACUUCCUCUUCAUUUUUCAUUGCCAGGUAAUUGAACUUCCUAUCAGCAACAGUAGCUAAUCAUUACAAAUAUAUGUUGGGAAUGAAAAUCUCGUUGAGAGUUCGUUGUGUGUGUUCACAUUUGCUGCGCAGGUUGUGUCAUGUUUAUACAGUGGGAAAUGUGAGGUUUUGAACCUGAUGGAUGUGACCAAGAACUAUGGCGUUGUUCCGAACUUGAAAUCAAGGUUUCGAUUCCAAAAUUUUGUUAGAGCGCUCCUACCCUCAUUAUUUCUCAAAGUUGUCGUGUCAUUGCAAGGUUGAACACUGUAAUUUAUUAUUGCAUUUUUAAGCACUCCAAUUGGCUACCUUAUCUAGUGAGUGUUGGCAUCCAGUAUAUAUCAUUCAUGAAACGAAAGUGACUCCAUUUUGCCCUUUCUUAAUGUCCUGUCUAUGUUUCCCUCAUUCUUUCCCCUUCUUGCCCAACUUUUGCUGAAUCUCGUCAGCGACUGACAUCUUGAUCGUGGGUGCUACUAAUUAAUUCACUGCCAGGUGCACUUUGUUAAAGGGGCUGUUUUUUAGAAUUUCGCCACGUUACUGUAUUAGUAGUAGUAGUAGUCAGUAAGUGCAGUGAGGUAGACGUUCAUUGGAACGAAUAAAUGUGCACACUGUGUUUUGAUCCUUUUUUAUCGCUGCUGCUUGUGUCGUGGUGUUAUAUUUGGGUCUAGCUGAAUGCCACUCUCUCGCAUUAAGGCUACAUUCACAAGGAGUUCGUACCCAUAGUCAAUGAGUGACUCGAUGUCACUGUCAGUGGUUGAAGCAAGCAUUUCAAGAAACUGCCAGUGAAGACUGUCGUUCUUUCUUUGUUGUGAGACAUCGUUGGUAGAUUGCCAAAGCCUGUAUCCCUUUCAUGUUCCCAAAGAAAUACAUUAGGAAACCAACCACUAUGCAAAACACUUGUGCCAGGCAAAGGGCAUGGAUAUCUGGCAAUAUAACUUGGAAUUUGUUCAGCUUGUCCGAGACUGCUGUCUAAACGUACAUUAAAUCUACGAUGAGCUGAUGCAAUGUGGUGCAAAAAGGGCUAUUGUAAACAAACAACUAAUUCUAAAAGCCUUCUCAGUAGUAUUAUAGGAAUAGUGUGAUGCGAUAGUGGUCUUUUUGUGCUGUGAAGUUCCCCACAGUGGACAAGUGGGUAUGCAGACAACAAAGCAGCAUUGUUACUAAAGCAUAUCGGUUGCCAACGAACGUUGGAUGCGUUAUGGCAUCACUAUAGGGUGGUCUGAAACAUAAGGCUGAGACAUGGUGUCGCAGAACUCUCGGUUAUUAUGCAGCCCAUGCCGACUGAACAGCACGCCCCUCAAUUUGUAGUGUUACUUUCGUCAUGACCGAGAAGCUUCUUGCCCUCUUGUGGUGUACGCACGGUUAACUUACAACAACACAUUGCCAAGUAAAAGCAAUUUACUUCAACUUGGUUGAUGUUCCAAGAAGGUUGGUAAAAGCUGUGCACUGUUUGUUGGCACAUUGUUGUACAGAGACGACAUGGACUGAUGAAACUUCUUAUUGCUACUACGACUGACUGCAUUAGCAAUUGGAAAUGCCACACGCUGUUGUAGGCAGUAUUUACUUCACUGAAGACAGCGCAUUCGCAGAGCCUGUGUAAUUAAAAAAUGCCACGCCUUUUAAUACAUUUUUGCCUCGCGGACAGUUGGCAGCAGCUGCUGUAUGUCUAUAGAAGCAAAACUUGUCUACUGGUUCUCGCGAUGCGCACAAUUGUUAAAAGAGACGCCCUAAACUCUUUUAGAAAGACUCAGCAUUGUGGCCUUUUUGUUUCUGUAUGUUUUAUUAAUUUGCACAUGGAAUAUGAUAAAGCAUCCCAUACGGUGAACA
Molecule: messenger RNA, 4599 nt
Organism: Rhipicephalus microplus (southern cattle tick)
Lineage: Eukaryota; Metazoa; Arthropoda; Arachnida; Ixodida; Ixodidae
Product: deubiquitinase DESI2
Biological process (GO): protein deubiquitination
Molecular function (GO): deubiquitinase activity
Source: RefSeq, a predicted model, not a curated record